AGCGCCUCCAUCCCCAAAAAUUCACAAAAUCUCAGAUGUCACUCAUCUCAUCCCAUAACUAUUUUUCCAAACCCUAGUUCCUCAGAGUACCCCAUUUUGAAGUCGAAUUGAGCUACAGGCAAGUUCUUUUUACUCUCUUCUGAUCUUGUGUUGGAUGAACUGGAAUGGCUGCAAAUAUUUUUUGUUUUUGUGUGUUCAAUGAGUCUCCCAUCCAUAUGCAGCAACAUGAUUGAGAAUCCCAAGACUUCAAUCAAGGAACCACCAGCAAAAUGCCCAUUUUGCUCACGAACUUUUCCCUGUGAUUCUAAUUUUUGAAUAUUAUGGCUACCGACGAAGAAUUGCAAGGUCUGUCAAAGUGCUAUGUAUUCAAGAGCCGGUUGCAAGAGUAUGCACAGAAAGUAGGAAUAAAGACACCAGUUUAUGAGACUACAAAAGAAGGUCCGUCGCAUGAGCCUUCCUUCUGUUCUACUGUGAUAGUGAAUGAUGUUAGAUACAACUCUUUGCCUGGGUUUACUCAUCGUAAGGCAGCUGAACAGUCAGCUGCCGAAGUUGCUCUGCUGGAGUUAUCUAAAUCUAGUGAUGCUGUGCAAUGCGUCUCUCAACCUGUUCAUGAAAUUGGCUUAUGCAAAAAUCUGCUUCAAGAGUAUGCACAAAAGAUGAAUUAUGCUGUUCCUGUAUAUCAGUGUCAGAAGGAUACUUCCCCUGGCAGAGCAUCGGUAUAUUCAUGUACAGUUGAGAUUGGGGGAAUUCGUUAUAUUGGAGCUGCAGCAGCAACCAAAAAGGAAGCUGAGAUAAAAGUGGCUAGAACUGCACUCUUAGCUCUCCAGUUAAGUGAUACCAAGUCAUCCAUGGGAUCUGUUGGCACCUCUGAGUUAACAGUGCUUCCAUCUAGAAAAAGGCGGUCAGAAUCUGAAGUGACUGAUAAUAAACCAAAACGAAAGAAAGUGCCAUAUAGGAGGAGGAUGUUCAAACGUAAACCCUCAGAGGAAAUUGCGGUAGAAGAAUUAGAGAGCAAUGGAAAUGUCAGGCCAGUGAGUACAGAAGGUAUGCCACAAGACUCAGUGUCCGAUGAUGUUCCCCAUGCUAAUAAUGUUUAUGUGGAAUAUGGGCCAUCAACAGCUUCAGAUCUCACCAACUGCAGAAAUGGCAGUGGGGAUUUGGGUUCAGUUUUAUCACCCGAUGGAAAUAUAACUAAUUUGGCGGAAGAAGUGAAUAUGGUGUCCCCUGUCAAGCCUAUGACCGUAGAAACUAUGCCACAGUACUCAGUGUUUGAGGAUAUUUCCCAUGCUAAUAAUGUCAAUGCUGAACCAGGGUGGUCAACAGCCCAGGAAGUGAAUAUGGUGUCAGCCGUUGAGCCAAUGACUGCAGAAGCUAUGCUACAAGACUCAGUGUUGAACGAUAUUGCCCACAAUGCUGAACACGGGUCGUCAACAACCAAGGAAGUGUAUAUGGUUUCAGCCGUUAAGCCAGUGACUGCAGAAGGUGUGCCACAGGAGUCAGUAUCUUCAGAGAUACCCCAAUCUAAAAUGUCAAUGCUAAGCAAGGGUUGCAAACAGCCAAGGAACUGAAUAUGGUGUCUGCUGUUGAGCAAAUGACUGCUGAAACUAUGCCACAAGAUUCCUUGUCCGAGCAUAUUCCGCAUGCUAAUAAUGUCAAUGCGGAACAUGGGUCAUCAACUAUGACAUCAGAUUUCACCAACGCCACCAAUGGAAAUUGCGAUGUAGUUGGUUCAGUUUCUGUGUCCAGUGAAAACACAGCUACUUCAGCCAACAAAGGGAAUAUGGUGUCGGCUGGACCUUCGGAGGUUUCAACUGUCAUUCCUGGACCUGACCAAUCGCUGUGAGUACUGCAAGCUGGUGUGCUAAAUGGUAGGAGUAGGAGUUCUAUAGAAACAGAAGUUAGAAAGUAUGAAUUGAGAAUUUGUUAGAAUCCACGUAUCUCUUCACUUGCCUGAGUUAUGGGUAUCCACUGCAUGGAACGGGAUACCGAAAAUUUACACUCCUUGGGUUGUAUUUCAUGGAUGCAUAUUCAUCCAUCCCUUGGGUCCUUUUUUUUAUUUAUCUCUUUGCCUCAUUUGGUUGUUUAAUGAUUAAUUUUGUAUUUGAACCAAGAAGAUGAAUAAUCCUUAUUACUUAGAAAUUUAAAGAGAAAGUUGGACCA
Argentina anserina (silverweed cinquefoil) is the source of this 2160-nucleotide messenger RNA. Its product is annotated as double-stranded RNA-binding protein 1-like. Gene Ontology annotation, molecular function: ribonuclease III activity; double-stranded RNA binding. The record is from RefSeq and is a predicted model, not a curated record. Lineage: Eukaryota; Viridiplantae; Streptophyta; Magnoliopsida; Rosales; Rosaceae. Gene Ontology annotation, cellular component: nucleus. The coding region runs from base 321 to 1568 and encodes 415 amino acids. The transcript is spliced from 3 exons. Gene Ontology annotation, biological process: regulation of gene expression; RNA processing.